CCGGGACCCCCGGUCCCGCCAGUGCCAGCUCCGGCCCGUCCCCCCAGGCACUGCGGAGCCCUGCGCGGCUCCAGGAUCCCCCGCGAUGCACAGCGGAGAAUCCCGAGAGAGCCACGGGAAUGCUCCGAGCAGGGUAGCUGGAAUGGAGGCGCCGUAGAGUAGGUAGAAAGGCUGAAUGCUUGGAGUCAAUCACAGAAAAUUUGCUACUGUCACAUCAUCCCUUGCCUUGGAGCCCGGCUCAGGCUUACAGUAAUUCCUGUUGCACAUCACAGUAAGCGGCUCCAGGUGUCAACUGAGCAAAGUCAGGAUCAGCUGCAGUUAUUCCAGAGUACGUGUCCAUGUGCGGAACAUUCCGGAACAGGCCUCCUCCGCAUCAGUCAUCAGCUUCAAUUACCAGUUUUCCGGAGCCAAGCCAUCAGGCAGUCUGACACGAGGGUCCAACCUAAUUCCCACCUUCUCCAAAGUCAAGAGCAUAAUGUGUAGAUGAAAAGGUGGAAAAUAGCCUGGACUUCAUUAGCAUGCAGAGCCCGGCUGUUCAUUUGCUUGCUGCAAAUGGAAGUUCUGACACUCGGCGCCUUCUGCAAUAUGAGAAAAGUCCUCUUCAGAGUAUAUGAUGUCCUCACCAGCCAGCAAAGGUCAUCAAAAAGGCAGGCACUGACCUUGCUCCCUGCUCUUCAUGACUAGUUUAUUGAUUCCAGGAACACCUCAUUACAUGCCGGAUCAACAUAUUAUUGCCAUGUUCAGCGGCUGAAUUGUUUACAAGUGUCUUUAUAACCAGCAGAAAGCCUUCCGGAUGAUGCAUGACUACACUCAUUUGGAUGUGACCUGCCAAUUAGAUGUUAUCCGAUCUGGUGCUGUGUGUUCUGAUCCCUGACCAGGCCUGCUGCCCUGCAUCAGCACGGGCCCAUUUACUACUUCUUCCGAACAGCUCUUUGGAAAAGUGUCCAUUAGCCUGUCAGUCUGUAAAUAUUUUAUUUUUUUACCUCGGCAGCGGUAGAGGCACUACUGGCGCUCCCAGUUUGUCAUUUGCUAUGCAUGAAGUUGAUAAUCAGCUGGGGGAGGCAAGGGGGUGUUUUAUGGCAGCGUCUGAUGGCCCACCCUAUUUGCAGUCAGCAUGCGUGGCCCGUGCUCCUGCGCUGUGUGCCACCCCGCCACAGGGACCCGGCAUAUUUUAUUCUGGCGCCAGCACCACGAGACUGCUGAUUUAUCAGUGGGGGGAAGGCAGGAGCAAACCCCCCCUGUGCUCAGCCUCCCCCUGCCCUGCCUCCAAAGGCCCCAUAACUUACCACCCAGCAAAUGCCUUCCCCCUUCUCCAUCUUUCCGGUGCUUUGUGUUCUUCCUUGUUAAUAUAUUGCACUGUGUUAUUUAUCCUGGCGCGCAGCCUGGGGUAUUUACACACGCGGAGACAUGAGAACUUCAAAAAUAAAUCACAGGGCACGACUACUAUUUUAAUCUCUCACUACAGACACUUCUGUGGCUCCAUAAAGAAAAGAGUGGUGCGGCAGAUUGAUGAGCAAGUCUGUAAAGAGAGAUCUGUGCCAAAAAGUGGUGCUGGGAUCGAUCAUAGCUUCCAGGCACCAGAAGUCUGCACAGGCUGGGGUUUUGAUUUUUCCGCCUCAGCCUUUGGUGGUGAUAGGGUGGCUGAGAUGCCAAAGGAAACUCCAUGCAGCCAGGAUGUAGCUGAUGUGGCAGUGCCAGGAUGUCUGUGGGGGCUGUGGCCUAGCUGGAAUAUGAUAAAAUGUUCACACACAUGGCACUCUCUGCCCAGAGCUGUGCAAACAUUAAUCAAGUUUCCCAGUGCCCCUUGGCAAGUGUCAGUGCUGAAAUUCCCUUGUUGGGGUUAAAUCCAGGGACCAGAAGGGCUAAAGGGCUCCAAGGGUGAACCCACAGCCCCAAAAACACCACAUCUCCAGCAUCCAGAGCCAGCAGUGCAUCUCCCCAAUCCCAAAACCCACCAUGCCAGGCCCUGGGCUGCUGAACCACAGGAAUGUGUCAGGAGGGAGGGAUGCCCAUGCUGGGUGACAGAAAACAGCUGAGGGUUCAAUUCUCUCCUUACAACAUAAAGCAUUGGGAAUUGGGGGCUGGGAAAGGGGGAUUUGAAUUCCUUAAAACAGCACAAUUAGCUUCCAAAAUAAAAACUGGAAUAUGUUUGUUUAAUUAGAGCUGAGGCAAAAUACACACUCAGGUCAAGCCAGCCUUAGGCUCCAGAGACAGCACAGUGCAUUGAUCUGAAUUUCGGAAAGGAGAGGGGAAAGCUUCCAUUUCCUAGCAAAUGCCUGGCUCUGGGCAGCCCUGGAGCUGCUGGUGUUGAAUAUUCAGAAGGCUGAUUCCCCAUGGUGAGCUCAGCCAGCGCUGCAGCCAGGUAACAGCGCAGGCUGGCACAGUGGGAAUGGAGCCUGGGAGCUCCAAAUCCCAAAUGUUGGAUCUCCGCCUGAGCUCAGGGAUCUCCCUCCCCCAGGGAAGGUACCAGGUCUGGCCUGUCCCACAGUCCCAGUGGAGGGUCUGGCCUUAUUUUUGUUGUGUUAAGCCUGCAGUGGUUUAUCAAGUCCCAGACAUCCCUCCAAAUUUGGCACCUCAUCACUUCGCUUCUGUUUGUGUCCCUGUUACUGGAUUUAUGUUCAUGAUGUAAAUUCUCCUUUUAAAUGGGAGAAAAAAAUCAGCUUUUUAUGACAGUAGACAUGAAAGUUGCAUGACAAUGGAGAAGUGCAUUAACCUUUCCUUUAGCUUGGAGAACUUCAUAAUCUUUUAAAAAUCAACUUUUUAUUAAUUUUGGAAUGAUGCUUAAUGCCUGAGGGGAGUGAAGAGCAGUGGCAUUGCCAGUGGACCUCUUUGCCACUCUAAUUUAAGGUCAGGCUUGCAAGUGCUGCAGGAACCACGGCCCAUGCAGAUAUGGAAUCAUGGAAUUGUGAAGGUCGGAAAAGCCCUCUGAGAUCACCAAGUACAAGCAUUCCUCCAGCUCUGCCAAGGCCACCACUAAACAGUGUCCCCAGUUGCCACACCCACACAUCUUUUAAACUCCUCCAGGGAUGGGGACUCAACCACUGCCCAGCUCCAGGGCAGGAGCAGCCAAGCACCACGUCUUCCCAUACAGCCCAUAGGGGUGAAUUAAACUGGUGGUGCUUGGCCAGCCUGGAGCUGGACUUCUGCAUCCAUGGGGGUAAGGAUGAAGAAGCCACCUCAAUUUUAUUGUAAGAUUGGGUUUCCCUGGGAGAAAAUCAGUAUGUCCUUCCUGGGCUGAAAUUUGGAUUUAGCAGGGCAACUGUCAGCCAUUCUUCCUUGGAGACUGGGGCAAGGAGACAGCCAGGAGAACCCAGCCCCUUUCCAGGGGCUUGUGUAGGGAAGGAAGCAGCUGAAGGGCUGUAAAUGCUGCACCCAGCGAGAGCAGUUCGUGGGGCCACAGACCUUACAUGGAUCCACCAGGAGCCUGAAGCUGAGGGACAGAGCCCAGCCCCAUGGCACGCGUGAGCCUCUCCAGGUGGUGGGCACACACUGGGCAGGGUGGGCUCUUAUUAGUUGCUAUUAAUAUAUUAUUUCACAUAUCAUUCUUGAUGGGAUUUUGUUGCAAAGGGCUGCUGAUAUUUUAGGGAUAUGCGGGGCGAAUCUCUGUCCAUGCAGCCAAAUCCCUAGGCCAGGGAUCCGAAGCCACCGGCACAGCCCUCACCGAGUGUUUCCAAACUGAAUAGUCAUUGGUUUGGCAGAUAAUUCAGAAACUAUUUGUAUGAGCUGUUUAUCAAGUUAUUAACUGCACAGAUGUUGUUUGGUUGAAGAGCAGCUGAACCUUCUCUCUGCCAGCCGGGGAGACAAAGGUCUGCAGGAAUAAUUGGAGAUGUGCAUGGAAUAUUAAAUUAAUUUACUGCUCUUAAUUCUUAUGCAAAUCCUGACCUCUGAUAGAGCCUAUCAAUUACCCUGCACACAGGGAAAAGAAAGGAGAACAGUUUCUUUCUUUUCUUUCCCCCUCUCCUUUUUUUCCUGUUGUUCUCCAGUUUGGAGUUUGUUUCUUUGUUGUUGGUGGUGGUUUGUGUUUUUUUUUUUUUUUUUUCCUUUUGAAAGGGAACUUGGGAAAGGAAAUAUUUGUGUGAG
This is a messenger RNA of Vidua macroura (Pin-tailed whydah), 4080 nucleotides long. RefSeq lists its product as uncharacterized. The record is from RefSeq and is a predicted model, not a curated record. The coding region runs from base 837 to 1844 and encodes 335 amino acids. Lineage: Eukaryota; Metazoa; Chordata; Aves; Passeriformes; Viduidae. The transcript is spliced from 4 exons.